This is a messenger RNA of Annulohypoxylon truncatum, 1268 nucleotides long. RefSeq lists its product as uncharacterized. Bases 156 to 1151 code for a protein of 331 amino acids. The record is from RefSeq and is a predicted model, not a curated record. Gene Ontology annotation, biological process: protein lipoylation. Gene Ontology annotation, cellular component: mitochondrion. NCBI's taxonomy places the organism in Eukaryota, Fungi, Ascomycota, Sordariomycetes, Xylariales, Hypoxylaceae. The transcript has a single exon.
AACCCAGGCUCGAACCAAGCAGCCAAGUCAAUUACCCAUUAGUAAUGUAACAAUUGAAAACAAAUCCCUAGCUUUAUCGCCGACCCUACGUACGAUAUACGAGAGCGCGGAAAAAAAAAAAAGACCAAACACUGAAAAAGUUUUCGAAUUAUCCAAUGUCGCUCCGCCACAUUAACAUCCCCUCCAUGCCCUGGGGCCAUCCGCCCAGGUGCCCGACGUACCGCAUGGCGACGCGCAUCCAGACGAAGCUGCAAGAGGACCUGCUGGCGUGGAAAGCGGCGGGGUCCACUACCACCACGUCCACGUCCACGUCCACCCCUUCCUCCUCCUCCUCCCCCGCCCCGCCGCCUCCCCCAGCCCUGAUCACCUUCACGCCCUCGCCCACCUUCACGCUGGGUCGGCGGCAGGACUACCCGUCCGCGCCGGAGCGCCAGCGCAUGCAGGAGCGGCUGACCGUCUCCACGUACCGGCCCGCGCCGCGGAGCAGCUGGGGCUUCAUCAAGCCGGACAUCGUGCAGACGCCGCGCGGGGGACUGACGACGUACCACGGCCCGGGGCAGGUGCUCUUCUGGCCCGUGAUCGACCUGCGGUCGCCGCUGCACAAGCACUUCACCGUGCGCGAGUACGCGUCGCUGCUCGAGCAGACGACGAUCGCGGCGCUGCGGCGCGCCUACGACGUCGAAGGGUUCACCGACCCGGCGAGCCCGGGCGUGUGGGCGCGCAAGGUGCGCACCGUCAUGGGGCCGCUGGGCGAGGACGUCGAGGUCCAGGGCCCGCAGGAGAAGCUCGCGUCGCUGGGCGUGCACCUGCGCCGCCACGUGACGGGGCUCGGCAUCGCCGUCAACUUCCGCAUGAACCUCGACUCGAACCCGAAGGUGAACCCGUGGCUGCGCAUCGAGCCGUGCGGGCACGACGGUACCGCCGUCACCACCGUCGCCAAGCACGUGGGCGACAUCCCGCUCUCCUCCGCCGUCGACUUGCUCAUCCCGACCUGGGCCGACGAGUUCGCGAAGCGGCUGGGCGUGGCUAACGCCGUGGACCCAGAUGCCGGGCCCCUCAUCAAGGAGGACGGUUGGACGCGGUGGAUUCUGGAGUUGGAUCUGGCCAGAAAUCCGGGCUUCGAGAUAGCGCGUAAGAGGAGGUCCUCGUGAUUGGGCGCGAAUCACGUGUUCCCAGGCCUUCGAGAAAGAGAAACACGAGGGUUGUCUCGUGUGAAUUUACGUUUCGAUGCGAGGACUCGUUCGAACGGGUUCCACGAGGCCAGAGCC